Drosophila obscura is the source of this 2120-nucleotide messenger RNA. Its product is annotated as proton-coupled amino acid transporter-like protein CG1139. NCBI's taxonomy places the organism in Eukaryota, Metazoa, Arthropoda, Insecta, Diptera, Drosophilidae. Gene Ontology annotation, biological process: amino acid transmembrane transport. Gene Ontology annotation, cellular component: vacuolar membrane. The coding region runs from base 278 to 1729 and encodes 483 amino acids. The record is from RefSeq and is a predicted model, not a curated record. Gene Ontology annotation, molecular function: amino acid transmembrane transporter activity. The transcript has 5 exons.
UGGCUUAAUAUCAGUCACUAAGCGAUCGCUCGACAGUUAACAACAUAUGAAACAAAAUAGCUUGGAAACAUUCGUUUAAAUAUUAUGUACUUUGUUAUGGUUUGAUCGCGCUUGUUUCUCUUGAUUGCCUCUGCAAAUUCGCGCCAUCAAGCACAUCGCAGGCGAAAAUUAGCGCGUUUGUGUGAAAACAUUUUUUGUGAACGGGUACGGGUACCUCGAGCUAAACUAAAUAAAGGAAUUAAAAUAAUUACAAUUAAAUAUACCGAUUCACCCAAAGAUGGCCGAUAAUGCGGGAUUUAGGCCAGAUGCGGAGGUUUUUGCCUCGGCAGGGCCACACCCAGACGACAAUCCCCCCGCCUAUUCAUCAUCAAAAUCAACUUCUGUGGUCUCCUUGAAUGACUUCAACUCAAAGGCGAACCUGACGGAGAAGAAUCAGCUUUCACUCUCCGAAGAUCCGUACAGUCCCUUUGAGCAUCGCGAUCCAAAGGGAGCCAGUACUGGCGGCGCUCUAGCCCAUCUGCUCAAGAGCUCACUAGGCACAGGAAUUCUAGCUAUGCCCAUGGCCUUUCACAACGCCGGCCUGGUCUUUGGUAUGUGCAUGACGCUCAUCGUUGGCUUCCUCUGCACCCACUGUGUUCACAUAUUGGUGAAGACUUCGCACAACAUUUGCCGCGAUGCCAAGGUGCCAGCCCUGGGAUUCGCAGAGACGGCAGAGAAGGUGUUCGAAUACGGUCCCAAAGGCAUGCGGCCCUACUCCAAUUUUGCCAAGCAAUUUGUGGACGUUGGUUUGAUGGCAACCUACUAUGCGGCGGCCUGUGUGUAUAUCGUAUUCAUUGCCACCUCCUUCCACGACGUGAUCAACUACGACUGCAACCUCAACUGGGAUGUACGAAUCUACAUUGCCCUCACAGUGAUUCCGUGCUUGUUCAUCGGACAGAUCAGGAAUCUCAAGUGGCUGGUGCCCUUCUCCCUGAUGGCCAAUGUAUUUAUUGUGAUCACCUUCGUAAUAGUCCUCUACUACAUGUUUGAUGAGCCACUCGUCUACUCUGAUAAGCCGCUGAUCGCCCCGGCCGCCCACAUUCCACUCUUCUUUGCAACGGUCAUCUUCGCAAUGGAGGGAAUUGGUGUAGUGAUGCCCGUGGAGAACUCAAUGCGCAAGCCUCAGCAGUUCCUCGGCUGUCCCGGUGUCCUCAACACGGCCAUGAUCACUGUGGUGCUGCUCUACGCGAUAAUCGGCUUCUUUGGCUAUGUGAGAUUUGGGGACACGGUUCGUGGCAGCAUCACGCUCAAUCUGCCAGACGGCUCCUGGUUGGCCGAUACGGCCAAGCUUCUGAUGGCAGUGGCCAUUUUGUUCACAUUUGGCCUACAGUUUUACGUGCCCAACGAGAUCCUCUGGCGCAAGAUCAGUCACAAGUUCAGCCCUGAGAAGCACAACAUCACACAGAUCCUGCUGCGCACUGGCAUCAUUCUGGUGAGCGGAGGCGUGGCCGCGGCUAUUCCCAACCUGGAACCGUUCAUCAGCUUGGUGGGCGCCGUGUUUUUCUCACUGCUGGGCAUCUUUGUGCCCAGCUUCGUUGAGACCGUCUACCUUUAUCCCGAUCGACUGGGCUGGUGCAAUUGGAAGAUGGUUAAAAACAUAAUUUUGGGCGUUUUGUCCAUCCUAGCUUUGAUUGCUGGUGCCGUGGCCAGCAUUGGCGAGAUCAUUGAGAUGUACAGCAGCGAUGACUAAUGGGAACUCUGAAGUUCCCAUCCCACCCAUCCCACAUGGUCGAUGGACGAUGGUAGUAUUAAAAACGAUGCAGGUACCCCUACAGAUGGAUUCGAUAACGGAGACAUGAGACAGAGAGAUGAGAGUUUCAGUUCAAAGCGCAGUAAUCUAGCCAUGUUGAACAUGGCUAGGCGGUGUCGGAGCCAAUUCCGAUGCUGCUGACUGCAUGAACAAGAUGAUAUUAAUGAUUAAGUCUUUAUGUAUGUGUGUGUGUGUGUAGUACAUACACACUGUGUAUGUGUACACAUAGGUGUCUCGUUGCACUAACACUGCUAAGCUGCAAUUCAUAGAAUUUAUAAAUGUUAUUAUGUUAAGUCGAUCAGCAUCUAUAAAGAAAACGAUUGUGAACAGA